Messenger RNA from Tetrahymena thermophila SB210, 2508 nucleotides. Its product is annotated as MFS transporter. Lineage: Eukaryota; Ciliophora; Oligohymenophorea; Hymenostomatida; Tetrahymenidae. The record is from RefSeq and is a predicted model, not a curated record. The transcript is spliced from 3 exons. Gene Ontology annotation, biological process: transmembrane transport. Gene Ontology annotation, cellular component: membrane. Gene Ontology annotation, molecular function: transmembrane transporter activity.
AUGAAAUUUAAUAAAAAGUAAAAGGAAAUGCAAGAAUCAUACUAGAUCGCUCAUAAGCCAUUAGAAGAAUAAGAUAAUGAUAUUUAAGAAUAAAAAAUAGUAGAUUUAUCUUUUAAGCCAGAAGUUGUGGAGGAUAAGAAGUUAGAGCUGAAAUAGAAGCUCAUUUAAGAAUAAAUCCCUGUCUAAUUUGUAAUCCAUGAACAUAAGUAAAAUGGUGGAGUUAAAGAAAGUUAAUAAUAAAAAGGAGCUAACUCGUACUACAAACAUAACUAUUAAAUUUAGCAAUCAACUGAUGACCUGGAGAAAUAGUAAAACCCUUCACCUUAGGAGGAGCAUGCAGAUCAAAAGCAUGAUUAAAAUUAGGGUAAUGUAGAAGAAAAAGGUAGACAUCAUGGCCAUAAAUUGCAAAAGCCUAAGUUAUACGCUUACAGAUGGGUCAUAUUAGUAUUGUAUUUACUGGGAGAUUUGGGUCCAUCAAUGAUGGUGACUACAACUACUCCAAAUGCCAAUUAGCUUUCUAAAAUUUACGAUUUACUGCCCAUUGAAGCUAACUUAGGAAGCUUAGUUAUCCUUAUAUUUACACCAAUAGGGACUAUAUUUUCAAGUAAAUUUCUAGAUUAAAAGGGUCUAAGCGUAUCUAUUAGAGUGGGUAUUUUUGUCUGUGCAAUUGGUGCUUGGAUGCGUUGCCUAGUAAAUUAUUCAUAUUACUUUGUGGUAGCAGGAAAUAUACUGACUGGUUUAGGGUCUCCUUUUAUAUUUAACGGGAAGACAUAGGUUGCUUCUAAUUGGUUCAGUCAUGAGCAAGGCCCCGGUGUGACAAGUUUUAUCACUUUUUGGACAAACUUAAAUGGAAUAGCUGGCAUGAUGUUUGCAGGAAAUUUCAUGGGAAGCUAUCGUUAUGAUGCUUCAAAUGAAGAAGAAGGCAAAACUCUUGUAUUUGAAUUGAUGCUUUUGAUUGCCAUAGUAGUUACUAGCAUCGGAGUAUUAUUGUGGAUAUUUUUCAGAUAACACCCUCCCACUCCUCCCAGUUUCACUGCUUAAAUCGAAAGAGAAUAGAAUUUUAAAGAAUCAGUUGUACACUUAAUUAAAAAUAGAAACUAUGUAUUCAUAGUAAUCUAGCAAGGUUUAAUCUUAGGAAGCAUCAACGGAAUGUCUACCUCAAUAAGUUAUUUUAUUAGUCCAUACGGAUUUGACAGCGCUGAUUCUACAUUCAUGCUUGCAGCUAUUCCUAUUGGUGGAGUUUUUGGUAUCAUUAUUGGUAGCUACUUCCUCAACAAAUACAAAAAAUAUAAAUAUUAAAUGGGUAUCUAUAUGAUUGGAGGUACUGGAUGUAUGUUCUUAUUCCAGUUGGUUUUAUACACUAAGUCUAUAUUUUUAGCAGUUGGAUCAGCUGCAAUUGUGGGUCUCUUUUUUGUUCCUUUGAUUCCUGCUUUUCUAGAAUUCGCAUGUGAAAGUGUUUUCCCUAUUGGUGAAGGUAGUGCUGUUGGAUUCCUUUCUAGUGUUAAUGGUAUUUUCUCAUUGAUUUAUGGAUCUGUUUUAAGCUUUAUUGUGAAAGGAUAAUCUCAAACAGAAUCCUUCUUGGGAACUAUAAUACUACUUUCCUCAUUUGGCUUAGCUUUCUUAUUACUUUUCUUGACAAAAGAAAGACUUAGAAGAGAUGAAGUUGAAAAAAUAAGUUGCUAAAAAUUCUAAGAAGGUAAAGAGGUUGAUAUAUCUGAUUUUCACUUUGAUGAUGAUAAUGGCAAUUCCGCUUAAGUAAGUAGCGUUUAAUUUAAUGCAAAUGAAAUAGAAAAGCAAGAAAGACUCGAAUAACCACUAUAAGUAAAAUAAGAAAGCAAUUAAGUUGAAAUAGAAAUAGCAACAAUUAGUUAAAAUCACAAUAAUAAUAAUAACAAUAUCAAUGACGCUAAUCACAACAACAAUAACAAUAAUAAUAAUUUUAAUAGCCAUAGCAGCAAUAACAAUAGUACAAACAGUAAUAAUAACACCAAAAACCAUCAUAUUGUAAAUGCAAAAGCUAAUGGUGAUAGUGCCUCAGAAUAAGAAUCUGCAUUUAGUUCUUCUAGUACAACUGAUUUUAGUUCGACAGAUAGUUAGUAAUAUAAAUAAAAUGGAGACUCUAACAAAUAAGUUGCAAACGAAAAAUAAUUUUUAUCUGAUUCUUUAUCUCCUUCAGCAAAUCACCAAGAUUAACUUAGUGAAAACUCUUAAAAUUAAAAUGAAAGUAAUAACAAGAAAGCAAAUAAAAGAUCUUAAAAAGACAAUCAUAAAAAUGGAGAGUCAUCUAAUAAUGUUUCUUCUUCUUCUUCUUCCAAAUAACACUCUGUUAAUAAUGGUUCUUCAUAUGAAGAAAUCGAAGAAUCUGAAGAAGAGUAAGAAGACUCUUAAAAUAAGAAUUCUGUAAUGGAAAAAGGAUUAGGAUUAAAAAAACAUUUAAUAAAUGAAAAAGAUUUUGAGAGCUAUACCAAAAAAAACAAACAUAAUAUGAAAAAUGGGCAUAACAAUUGA